Messenger RNA from Pleurotus ostreatus (oyster mushroom), 462 nucleotides. RefSeq lists its product as uncharacterized. NCBI's taxonomy places the organism in Eukaryota, Fungi, Basidiomycota, Agaricomycetes, Agaricales, Pleurotaceae. The transcript has 2 exons. Bases 1 to 462 code for a protein of 153 amino acids. The record is from RefSeq and is a predicted model, not a curated record.
AUGGCUUGCCGGGACAAGGGAGAAGUGCCUUGCGAUUGGGCGAACACGGCGCUGCGCUUGGGCAUUGGCUCAAAGCAUGUGUGUUCGCGGGAUCAAAUUCCAGUUGGAGUGCGGUCCAACUCGCCAGUCUCAAGUUAUGUCGCCAGUGACGAUUUCAGCCAUCCGGCCCACUCGUCAACCAUCACGAAACUGAGUAAUUCAGCUAGCCGAGUCGACCUUGGUCGUCGUCGAUACCCACUUCGCUUUCCCACUCCCCCGUCCCUCCUCAGGCUUCUACAGCUGUCGUUUGUUCCCCUUGGAGCUGAUCGUUCCCUCACUCCCUUCCUCCGGUUAUUUCUCUCCUUCCCACCAGGUUACUUGCCCGCCUUCCAAAGUUGUUCCCGUGGCUAUCGUCCUGAUGCGGGUCGCCCUUAUCGGGAAGCCUGCACACCAAUCCUGCUUCGACUUCCAGCUCGCAAGUAG